CUGAAGAAACAGCGAUACAGUCAAUUAAGAGUUGCGAAAUAUACGCGUCUGGUUCAUUAUUCGACGUAAGGAAGAUUAUUUUCAACUUUCUGUUCCUUUUUCCAGGAUUAUAGUACAGAAGGGACGCGUCGUGUAGCGGAAGAGGACCGAAUUGGUCGACAUGUUUUCCACCAGGUUGGUUUCGGUGGCUUUGUUCUUCCUCUCUGCAACAGGUGUAAGAAGCUUUUCAGUCACCACCACCAACAACAAAGUGCAGGUCAAAGAGAAUGAAGGGACGGACCUCACGUGCUCGUAUUCAGCCGACUUCGGUUCCAACGCCAGGGUCGAGUGGAAAUUUAAAGACCUAAAAGGCUCACAGACGUAUGUGGUGUUUGAUGGGAAACCAACACAGCCGUACGCCGGCCGAGUGACCAUGUACGGCAAUAACCUGAGAAUCAACAAAGUGACCCGUAAAGAUAACGGAGUGUACGACUGCGAAGUGUCCGCCGGCGAAGGCCAGUUUGGGGAAGUCGCAGUGAGGCUGACUGUGAUGGUGCCUCCAUCUCCGCCCAUGUGUCGGAUCCCGUCCUCAGUGACGACGGGCAAGGUGGCCAUGUUGACCUGCCAUGAUGGCGACGGCUCCCCCCCCCCCACGUACAAGUGGUACAAAAACAACAUCCUUAUGCCCGCCGAUCCCAGCAAGAUAGCAGGCUUCCGAAACGCCACUUACAAGCUGAAUGCAGCCACCGGGAACCUGGAGUACCCCGCUGUAACCAAGAUGGACUCCGGACAGUACUACUGUGAGGCUGUCAACGAUGCUGGUCCUCCGCAGCGCUGCAAAGGCCUGAAAAUGGAAGUCCGUGACGUGAACACUGGAGGAAUUGUGGCCGGGGUUAUUGUGGCUCUGCUGCUCGUGCUGCUGCUGGUACUUGGCAUUUGGUAUGCCCACAAGAAAGGAUACCUGCCCAAGAAGGCAGAGAGCAAACCAAAGCCCAGCGUGGUGUACCAGCCGACGUCUUUGCAUUCUGGUGGUGGUGAAGAUGAAGAUGGGGAAUUCAAACAGAAGUCGUCGUUCGUGGUAUAGUCUUCAAAAGGGAGAUAACAUUUGUUUUAAAUGUCUCAGCGUGGGACUUUUCUGAAGUUUUUAGUGAUGCCUGUCAUUUUAUUAGCUCCUAAAUGGCAGUUUUUUACGGACCAUUGUGAUUGUUUGAGUUGAAUUGGACUGUCUGCUUUAUUGUCUCUCAUGCUUCCUGGUUAUAGGACAUCAUUUAGCAAAUGUAGGUUGUGAGACCGCUUUAAUUAUUUUAUAGGUUGUUUUAAUGAAAUGACUCGUGGCUACUCGUGACCUGUUUCAGCCUCAAAAGAUUUACCAUCUAUGUUUGGAUUGUGUUUCCGUGUGCAUCCUCAUACUGUGUGUGUUUGCGUUUCUCUUUUUACACAAACUUCUCUCAUGUAAAAUAUUGUUUUUCUAUUAAUGUUUGUUUUUCUUGUAAAUAACUAAACAGUUUUUACUGUUGUAAUUUAAAAUCAUCUUAUCCCUGAGCUUCCUUACAUUAACUUGAAACUAUACUACUACUGCUUUUAGGACAUUAACCAUUUAGAUGCACAUUUCUAGUUAAACUUGUAUUAUAUUUGUCUGGUCUUGGUGUCUGAUUUGUAAGUAUUUAAAACUUUUUUUUGCUCAACUAAUUGGUAUUUAUCAGGGUGUAGACUGACACUUCAGUCAACUUCCUGUUGAAACAAACGGACAUCAGCCUUCCUGUUGAGUGGAAGUUGAUGUGUUAAAAAAGUUUUUAAAUAAUUACCUGCCUGUUUGCAAGGCCUCUUGUGUUGCCUUAUAUUAACGAUAAAUUACCCAAACUCUUGUGAGAUGAUGGUCCUAAUAUUAGUUCUGUCUCCAUGCACAAAGAUUAUAUUAUUUGUUACCCUUGACAUUUUUUUAAUUCUCAGGUAAUGUGUUUUAGUAGUACGAUCAUGUCAGACAUCAAUAUAUCAUGAGUUUAUAAUAUAUCAUCUUUCAGUUACAAUAUUCACUUUUAAAACACUAUAUUUUCUACAUUGCUUCACCUUUCCAUGGUAGAGAAUUUAGAGCUGAUGAUUGUAACUUUGUCUUAAUAUUUGGUUAAUAAAAUGUUGUUGAUAAA
Molecule: messenger RNA, 2123 nt
Organism: Notothenia coriiceps (black rockcod)
Lineage: Eukaryota; Metazoa; Chordata; Actinopteri; Perciformes; Nototheniidae
Gene: f11r.1
Product: F11 receptor, tandem duplicate 1
Biological process (GO): regulation of membrane permeability; cell adhesion; establishment of endothelial intestinal barrier
Cellular component (GO): bicellular tight junction
Source: RefSeq, a predicted model, not a curated record